AUGUCCGGUCGUGGUAAAGGUGGCAAGGGUCUUGGUAAAGGUGGAGCAAAACGCCACCGCAAAGUUCUACGAGAUAACAUCCAAGGAAUUACUAAACCAGCUAUCCGCCGCCUGGCUCGUCGCGGCGGCGUGAAACGCAUUUCUGGCCUCAUAUACGAGGAGACCCGAGGGGUGCUGAAGGUUUUUCUAGAAAACGUGAUCCGGGACGCUGUCACCUAUACGGAGCACGCCAAACGGAAAACUGUAACGGCCAUGGAUGUAGUCUACGCUUUGAAACGCCAAGGACUCAGCUCUCCUUCCCUACUUCCCUUCCUCAGUCAAGCCAUGGCGCGUACUAAGCAGACCGCUCGUAAGUCCACCGGCGGCAAGGCGCCGCGCAAGCAGCUGGCUACCAAGGCAGCCCGCAAAAGCGCUCCGGCCACGGGCGGCGUGAAGAAGCCCCAUCGCUACCGGCCGGGUACAGUGGCCCUGCGCGAGAUCCGCCGCUACCAGAAGUCCACCGAGCUGCUGAUCCGCAAGCUGCCGUUCCAGCGGCUGGUGCGGGAGAUCGCCCAGGACUUCAAGACCGACCUGCGCUUCCAGAGCUCUGCUGUGAUGGCUCUGCAGGAGGCUUGUGAAGCUUAUCUGGUUGGUCUCUUCGAGGAUACCAACCUCACUUGUCACAUUGCUUACUGCAUUUCUGCCGCUAUGUCUGGCCGAGGUAAAGGGGGGAAAGGCUUAGGAAAAGGCGGAGCUAAGCGCCACCGCAAGGUCCUCCGCGAUAACAUCCAAGGCAUCACCAAGCCCGCCAUUCGGCGUCUGGCUCGUCGCGGCGGCGUGAAGCGCAUCUCUGGUCUCAUCUACGAGGAGACUCGCGGGGUGCUGAAAGUGUUUCUGGAGAAUGUGAUCCGGGACGCUGUCACCUACACCGAACACGCUAAACGCAAGACCGUCACCGCCAUGGAUGUGGUCUAUGCGCUCAAGCGCCAAGGACGCACACUGUACGGAUUUGGCGGUUGAGUUUUAGUGCUUUUUCGUAUGUAGUCCUAUAAAAGGCCCUUCUAAGGGCCACCCA
Molecule: messenger RNA, 1054 nt
Organism: Erinaceus europaeus (western European hedgehog)
Lineage: Eukaryota; Metazoa; Chordata; Mammalia; Eulipotyphla; Erinaceidae
Exons: 3
Coding region: 1-999 (332 amino acids)
Biological process (GO): nucleosome assembly
Cellular component (GO): nucleosome
Molecular function (GO): DNA binding; protein heterodimerization activity; structural constituent of chromatin
Source: RefSeq, a predicted model, not a curated record